AUGAUGAAAGCAAAAGGAAGACAUCCUUUCAAAGGUAAGGGAAAGGUAAAAGAAAAUUCUUCCGUUAAUAUAAAAUGCUUUGGUUGUGGUGAAGCGGGGCAUAUGAAGACCGAAUGCCCAAACAAGAAAAAUGAUGAACACAAGGGCAAAAAGCAAUUCAAGAAGAAAGCAUAUAUUGCUUGGGAUGACAGUGAUUCAAAUUCAGAAUCAAGCGACUCGAAAUUGAAGCAAACAUUUGCUUGA
This is a messenger RNA of Sphenostylis stenocarpa, 243 nucleotides long. The record is from the annotation of a GenBank genome assembly. NCBI's taxonomy places the organism in Eukaryota, Viridiplantae, Streptophyta, Magnoliopsida, Fabales, Fabaceae.